This is a messenger RNA of Solanum stenotomum, 1126 nucleotides long. RefSeq names its product thioredoxin H9-like. The record is from RefSeq and is a predicted model, not a curated record. Lineage: Eukaryota; Viridiplantae; Streptophyta; Magnoliopsida; Solanales; Solanaceae. The coding region runs from base 262 to 720 and encodes 152 amino acids. The transcript has 5 exons.
AAAGAUGUUUGGGUUAAUGGGUGGGAAAGCGCGUGAGAGGGCAUCAUAUCAUCAUUCUGGUAUUCUUCUCCGUCAAAAUCAAACAAUCUUUUCAUAAAUCUCAUAAACCCAUUUAUCCCUCUCUUAAUCCCUCACCUAAUUUUCCUUGCCUCAGGGUUUCUUCACAUUAAUUAUUCAGAUUUCAGCAAGUGGAUUUUGGAUUGAUACCAUCUUCAGGUUACUGCUGCUUUAGAUUGGAAGUUGUAUUGGUGUCCACUUAAGAUGGGGAUCUCUGAUACGGUACGUAGCCUUUUUCCCUGUAUCAAGUCACACUCCACAAGUGAUGGUGAUGAUUCUACCCAUAAUGUCGAGUUUGCUGGUGGAAAUGUGUCCCUUAUUACUACAAAAGAAAGCUGGGAUCAGAAGUUGGCAGAAGCAAAAAAAGAGGGCAAAAUUGUUAUUGCAAAUUUCAGUGCUUCAUGGUGUGGUCCAUGUAGAAUGAUUUCUCCAUUCUACUGUGAGCUGUCUGAGAAAUAUCUUUCUCUGAUGUUUCUAACAGUCGAUGUUGAUGAGCUUACGGAAUUUAGUUCAUCCUGGGAUAUCAAAGCAACUCCAACCUUCUUUUUCCUCAAGGAUGGGGAGCAGAUUGACAAACUCGUAGGAGCCAAUAAACCAGAGCUACAGAAGAAGAUAACCACAGUUACAGACACACAUGUAGCAUGCGAGCCGCAGCCACAGUAAUUGCAAUUGGAGGUGUGAAUUGUCUUUAAAAUCCCUGCUUUCCAGUUUUUCUCAAGAAAUUCAGGUCUCCAAUAGGUGUGUCCUUCGUUUCUUUGCAUUGUUGCCAAUAUGUUGUACAGUUGUUGUACAUUGAGCCACUACAAAUUUGGGGGACAUCUUGUGUGUGUGUGUGUGUGUGUGUGUGUGUGUAUGUAUGUUAAAAAACUGAAGGCAGUCCAGUCCCAAUAUUCAACCCCUUCCCCCAAUCAACUAAAAAACAUGAAAAGAAUGAUGUGAUUGGAAUAAAUUAAGGCUUGUUUAUUUGAAUCAUUAUGAUCUUGAAAGAAGCAUGAAGUUGUAUGUAUGCAAACAAGUUUGUGCCAUAAUGUGAUCCGCUGGUAUAUUUUUGUAAAGGAAAUUUCAAAUU